AUGGCAGCAGAUGACAAACAGUCUCCGACACUGGACUCUACCAGUGAUCUACCUCGUUCUCCUAGCAGUCCAUCUCAUCUCACUCACUUCAAACCCCUGACUCCUGACCAGGAUGAACCUCCUUUUAAAUCAGCCUACAGCUCUUUUGUAAAUCUCUUCCGUUUCAGCAAAGAGAGAGCAGAGGCAGCACAGAGUGAUCCACAAGCAUUGAGUGGUGGCUGGUCCAGUCCUCAGCAUCCCACGAGGGCUCAGUCUCUGAGGUCACCAGCUCCUUACAAAAAACAACUGACUGGUGAGCUGCAAAGAAGAUCUUCUGCAAGCCUGGACAAUCGAAGGAAAGUAGAACCACCUCUUGGAGGUCAUGAUCCUCGAACAGCUGUUCAGUUAAGAAGCCUCAGCACUGUUUUAAAGCGCCUCAAAGAAAUCAUGGAGGGGAAGAGCCAGGACAGUGACUUGAAGCAGUACUGGAUGCCUGACAGCCAGUGCAAAGAAUGCUAUGACUGCAGUGAGAAAUUCACCACCUUCCGGCGGAGGCACCACUGUCGACUUUGUGGGCAGAUAUUCUGUAGUCGAUGUUGUAAUCAGGAAAUCCCUGGAAAAUUCAUGGGUUACACAGGGGAUCUCCGAGCCUGCACUUACUGCCGCAAAAUAGCCUUAAGCUAUGCACACUCCACAGACAGUAACUCCAUUGGAGAAGACUUAAAUGCUCUGUCAGAUUCUGCAUGUUCUGUAUCAGUGCUGGAUCCUGGGGAGCCACGCACACCAGUUGGGAGCCGUAAAGCUAGCCGCAACAUCUUCCUGGAGGAGGAUCUGACCUGGCAAAGUUUGAUUCACCCAGACUCUUCAACUACUACAUUGUCUGCACGCCUUGGGUCUGUCCAGGAGGAUGCAGGGAAGUCACCAGCUAGGAACAGAUCAGCCAGCAUCACUAACCUGUCACUGGAUCGGUCAGGUUCACCAAUGGUGCCUGCCUAUGAGACAUCCAUCAGCCCCCAGGCCAGUCGUACACAUAUGAAGGCAGAGACCAGUGAGGAUGAGCGCAAAAUCCUUCUGGACUCAGUCCAGCUGAAAGAUCUGUGGAAGAAAAUCUGUCACCACAACAGUGGGAUGGAGUUUCAAGACCACCGCUAUUGGCUGCGGACGCAUCCCAACUGCAUUGUGGGAAAAGAGCUGGUCAACUGGCUCAUCAGAAAUGGGCACAUAACCACAAGGGUCCAAGCCAUUGCAAUAGGACAAGCGUUGGUUGAUGGACGGUGGCUAGAAUGUGUCAGUCAUCAUGAUCAGCUCUUCAGAGAUGAGUAUGCUCUCUACAGACCUUUACAG
This is a messenger RNA of Leptosomus discolor (cuckoo roller), 1323 nucleotides long. The record is from RefSeq and is a predicted model, not a curated record. Lineage: Eukaryota; Metazoa; Chordata; Aves; Leptosomiformes; Leptosomidae.